ACAGCGCCCUCUAUAAAUACCCCGCCGGGCGCUGACGACAAGCGGCGCGUCUUCCAAGCGUGCCCGCUGACCGCGGGUGUGUGUCACAGCGCCACCUGCUGACCCUUCCCCGCCAUAACGAGCUGAGCUCCCUCUCUCCCAGGGCUCUGCAUGGCCGCGCACGAGAGCAGCUCCAACACCCAGGCCACCAACCACAACAGCUGGGACGGCAGCGCCGACUUCGGCAUCUUCCAGAUCAACAGCCCCUACUGGUGCCGGAACGGGGACGAGGGCGGCUCCGACGUCUGCCAAAUACCCUGCAGCGACUUGCUGAGCAGCAAUCUCUCAGCGGACGUUGAAUGCACUAAGAUCAUUGCCCAGGACUCCAACGGCAUGAGCGCCUGGGUGGCCUGGACGUCGUAUGGCCAAGGCCAGGAUCUGUGGCAGUAUGUAGAAGGAUGCGGCGUGUGAGAGCUGCACCGGGUUCCGGUUCCGUCCCGCCUUGAGUUCUCCUAGCCCUGGCUCGACGCCUUUCCCCAGAUCUUUCCAAACACAGUCACCCCCCCAAAUCCAAGACCCAGCGUCCAGUUGCUCAGAUUCCUGGACCAUCACAACAGGGGAAAUGGGGU
Molecule: messenger RNA, 608 nt
Organism: Chelonia mydas (Green sea turtle)
Lineage: Eukaryota; Metazoa; Chordata; Testudines; Cheloniidae
Product: lysozyme C, kidney isozyme
Exons: 3
Coding region: 151-450 (99 amino acids)
Biological process (GO): defense response to Gram-negative bacterium; defense response to Gram-positive bacterium
Molecular function (GO): lysozyme activity
Source: RefSeq, a predicted model, not a curated record